Messenger RNA from Cervus elaphus (red deer), 735 nucleotides. RefSeq names its product sarcolipin (gene SLN). The record is from RefSeq and is a predicted model, not a curated record. Gene Ontology annotation, cellular component: membrane. Gene Ontology annotation, molecular function: enzyme regulator activity. NCBI's taxonomy places the organism in Eukaryota, Metazoa, Chordata, Mammalia, Artiodactyla, Cervidae. Bases 221 to 316 code for a protein of 31 amino acids. The transcript has 3 exons.
GAAUGUGAAGAUGUGGAGACUACUUUAGGCCCUGCCCAGAGCCCAGAAGUCCAGACGGCCUGGGAGACAAGCAGGAGUUGGAGCCCAAGUUGGAGAGACAGAGGAGAAGCCUACUGCAGCCCAGGGUGUCCUUGACCCUAUUCAGGAGGUAAGGACAAGCAGGAGGUCUUUGGUGUGCCCUCAGAAGUUUGCCUUCGGUUCUCACCACGCCACUCUGAGAAUGGAACGAUCCACCCGGGAGCUGUGUCUCAACUUCACCGUUGUCCUGAUUACAGUUAUCCUUAUAUGGCUCCUUGUGAGGUCCUCUCAGUACUGAGAUGCCACAGAUCCUGGAAUUGACUGCAAUGCUCCAGGGCUGUCUUCUGUAUGCCCUGACAUCCCACUGCUGUCAUGGGAUGCCUUUUCUGGCAUCCCACGGCACUUCUGACCAGUUCGCACAAUAUCUGGGGUGCCUCCAGAGCUUCUCUCAAUGGCUUCAAAGUGUUUGCCAGUAAGCAUUAGAUUUAUUCCCCAAUUCUUACUGCAAAUGUGUUAGACAAGCCACAAGGUUAAAAGUAAACUGGAUUCAUGAUGACAUAGAAUGUUAACAAGCCCCUGAUCUGUCUCACCACACAUCCCUUCAACACACACUCAGCAACCAAACUCUAAAUCAACCUGCCAGAAGAAAGAAAUGUUAAAGGAAGUCUUUGUCAGCCCCUGUAACUAUCAUGUGAAUAAAGUUAAGUCAACCAAAAA